GAUUGCACCAUGCCACACACACUUGAAGCUCAGUCUCCCUUGGAGACAGUGGCAGCUCCGGAUCACGGCAUGACAGUGCAACAGUAGAGAUUCCACUUCAGAGCACUUUCACUCAGAUAACUCCACUGAGCUGUGUCACCAUUCAGAUACACAGAGGGAGCACCAGUUAGAGCAGCAGCACGGGGAAGAGGAACAGAGCGUCAGGACAUAGGAGUGCUGGGACGAGGACCGAAGAGUUGACAGAAACGGAGAAGAGGAGGAGGAGUAGGAGGAGGAGGAGGAGUGGGCGAUCAAGAGCCUGAAGCAGAAGCAGAGGAGUCAGGAGUCUGAGGAUGGACGGAGCGAGCAGGAGGAGCUGCUGAGCGUGCAGCCAGGGCACUAUUACACACUCACACACACACACACACACACACACACACACACUGAUAUACACACUUCCCAGGGAAGGACAGUGUGUUGUAGCCCCCAGUGGAGGAUGAAGAAGCACUCAGCCCGAGUAGCUCCUCUCAGCUCCUACAGCACCCAGGUCCUGACCUGCCCCAUCUCUGAAGGAGAAGACGGCUCAGAAUCUCAUGCAGAGACACCAGGCAGCGAGACCAGUGAAGAGAGUCGAACCUUUCAAACAUGUACCAACACAGCUCUGAAGGUGCUGGGUGGUCUGCUGAUGGUGCUGUGCAUCUCCUCCUCUUGGGUAGGCACCACUCAGGUGGUUAAGUUGACCUUCCAGUCCUUCUCCUGCCCCUUCUUCAUCUCUUGGUUCAGCAGCAACUGGAACAUGCUUUUCUUCCCCAUCUACUACUCUGGACAUGUGGUCAUCACACGGGAGAAGCAGACCCCUAUUCAGAAAUUCAGGGAGUGCAGCAAGCUUUUUGGGGAAGAUGGGAUGACUCUCAAGCUUUUUGUAAAGAGAACAGCCCCCUUCUCAAUCCUGUGGACUCUGACCAACUACCUGUACCUCCUGGCCUUGAAGAAGUUGACCGCCACUGAUGUCUCUGCCCUGUACUGCUGCCACAAGGCCUUCGUCUUUCUCUUGUCCUGGAUCGUUCUCAAGGACCGUUUCAUGGGUGUCCGGAUUGUGGCAGCCAUAAUGGCCAUCACAGGUAUUGUAAUGAUGGCAUAUGCUGAUGGUUUCCAUGGGGAUUCCAUUGUGGGUGUGGCAUUGGCUGUUGGCUCGGCCUCCACAUCAGCUCUCUACAAGGUGCUGUUUAAGAUGUUCCUGGGCAGUGCCAGCCUUGGAGAAGUGGCUCACUUCCUCUCCACCAUGGGCUUCUUCAACCUCAUCUUCAUCUCCUGUGUACCACUCAUCCUUUAUUUCACCAAGGUAGAGCACUGGGGCUCACUGUCUUCACUGCCCUGGGGAUACUUGUGUGGACUGGCAGGACUGUGGCUGGUGUUCAACAUCUUGGUCCAUGUCGGCGUGGUGCUAACAUACCCUAUUCUCAUCUCUAUUGGGACUCUGCUCAGUGUGCCAGGAAAUGCAGCCGUAGAUCUUUUGAAACAUGAGGUCAUCUUCAGUGUGGUUCGCCUGGCAGCCACCUGCAUCAUCUGCCUGGGAUUCCUACUCCUGCUGCUGCCAGAGGAGUGGGACUCGGUCACACUGCGGUUCCUGGCCAACAUCGCGGACAAGAAGGCAGAGGACCACGGCGAGGAGCUCACAGAGUCCAGCAUCAACACUAGAAGCCGCAGUCGAGCCAACGGAGCGGUCUCCAUCCCUUUGGCGUGACAGCUUUGCUGGCCUCUGUUCAUUUCAUAAGGACCUCUCUGCUCAUGUUCCUCUGAUGCCCACUGAGGAAGUGUGGCAGGAUCUUCUGUCAACAUGGACUCUCUAUCAGGAAGGCAAGAAGUAUCGUCUUGAACUUUAUGAACUUCACUCUGGAGAUCCAUCUCUAUUUCUGCCACUUCACAGCAGGAGGGGUACACAAGAACAUGUAUGGACAAUACAUCGCAAACUAAAAGGGUGGAAAGUGUUUUUUACUUUCUUGAAAUACUCGCCACGCGCAGUCCUGUUCCUCGCACGCACCUGAACCAAGAGCUGCCUGACCUCCCCAGACCUGCUCUGCAGACUGUAUUCUGUGAAUAUAAACCAUGGAAGGGCCACUUUGGCUUAGUAUUAAAACUAUUUAUGAUAUUUAUUUAGAGCUGUAUCAAUAAGAUAUAAAGAAUAUUACUUUUAAGUUUUAUUUAAUUAUAUUAUGUACAAGAAUGGCAAUUAUACUAUGCGUAAUGUACAGGCCCUU
Messenger RNA from Labrus bergylta (ballan wrasse), 2237 nucleotides. It is a transcript of the gene slc35f4, whose product is annotated as solute carrier family 35 member F4. NCBI's taxonomy places the organism in Eukaryota, Metazoa, Chordata, Actinopteri, Labriformes, Labridae. Gene Ontology annotation, biological process: transmembrane transport. The record is from RefSeq and is a predicted model, not a curated record. Gene Ontology annotation, cellular component: membrane. Gene Ontology annotation, molecular function: transmembrane transporter activity.